Messenger RNA from Patiria miniata (bat star), 1795 nucleotides. RefSeq lists its product as uncharacterized. The record is from RefSeq and is a predicted model, not a curated record. Lineage: Eukaryota; Metazoa; Echinodermata; Asteroidea; Valvatida; Asterinidae. The transcript is spliced from 7 exons. Bases 72 to 1355 code for a protein of 427 amino acids. Gene Ontology annotation, cellular component: plasma membrane.
CUUGAACCGUACACCUAUCGAACGUUCUCAGCCAAAGACUGGACAGCAUUCUAACGGAACAUUUUGCAGACAUGACAAAGAUGGGCGAAAAGAUGUUCCGUCUUCGCUUGCUACAUGCAAUACUGUGGAAAAUGACCUUCCAACUCACGUUUGUUACCUCCAAGCAGCAAAACUUACCUGGCUAUUUGGGAUGUUUUGGUGAUUCGACUGAUCGCGCCCUCCCGGCGAUCAGUGAAUCGUCCAAUGAACAGUUUGUAGAGCGCUGCUUCAGACACUGUCUGGAACCCACCCAGUUUAAAUACGCCGGACUGGAAUACUCAUACGAAUGCUACUGUGGGAAUAACGAGGACUAUGACAAACACGGGGAAAAGCCGGAGUCCGAUUGUCAAGACAGUUGCGCCGGAAACAGCAACCAGAUCUGUGGAGACAGUUGGAGUUUAUCUGUGUACAGAGUAUCAGAUGGAGUAUGCAGUAACGACAUAGGACCACCCACCAAAGGAGAACACGCCAUCACCAACCCGCGUUCACUGUCUUACAAUCUCAACAACUUCAAGUUCUUCGGGACUCGUGUAGAUUUCUCCUGUGACCCUGGAUAUACCCUCCAUGGAGCAUCAAGCAUUGAAUGCAUUGCGACUGACUACAACAACGUCACGUGGAGUGACUCGGUACCGACAUGUGAAGUUUCUACUAACACGACAAUUCCAACGACAUCUGCGCCUACCACUACGCAUUUACAAAGCACUGUCACUGACUCACUGAUGACGAGUGGAAACUCGACAACCGAUAGGACGCCCUCUUCGACGGAUUUUCCCAGCGAGACACCGGGGGACAACGAACCAAAUACCGGAGCGCUCCAGACAGGAGCAAUUGUUGGAAUAGCUGUUGGAGCCGGAGUGCUAACUACACUGAUACUGUUAGUGGUUCUCCUCUGCAAGAAAAGAAGAAAACGAAAUAAGAAGAGCCCGGAUGUUAGGGGGGUAACAUUUGGAGACAGUUACACAAACAACGCUUACGCACUACCGGAGAUCGUGAGCCAGUCGAUCACGGACCAAUCAACGAUGCCCAUUUACAGUCAGGUCAUCAAGAACAAAACCGAUUCUGAUGACGUGUACGCUACUCCUGAUGACAUCACCAGCCCCGAUGAUAACGAGAACGUGCCUAGCGACCAACCAAAGGGCGUGGCUCCAUCACGUGAUCAGGAGAGUGGGUGGGUUGAGAACACGCUGUACAUGUGCGAAUCAUUCCCAGCCGAGCCUACGACGAGAGUCAAUUAUUCAGACGGACAAACAAACAGUGGACCACCGCUAACAAUGGAAGGAAAACCUGGAUGGGUUGAAAAUAUCAUCUACGAAUAAAAACAAAUGUAAACCCGCUGUAGAAACCUGUAUCACAAAAUUAGCAGACUUGUACAUAGAAAUGCGACUGGAUCUUGACUUGGCGUCGAGAGAUGUACAUGUUAAUAUACAUAUACUUAAAAAUGUUGUUCAAUUUUUGUAUUUUCUUCAACGACGUCAUUUCAGAAGUGCUGUCUUUUAAAGAGCUUACAACAAAUAUUACAAGAUUAGCAUAUGUGAAUUAAUCAAAUAAGUCAAUUAUGAUUUGCUCUGGUUCAGACAUUGGCAAAGUAUAAUGUUCUGCUUCUGUGAUUACUUAUAGAAAACGACAGUUUUGUGACGGAUAAUUAUUGUGACAAUUCCAAUGAUGACGAAAUGCCACAAACUGUGACUGUCAAUGUCUUUGCCCUUGUUAUUAUACCGAGCAGCAGAAUGGUGUGCAAUCCAAGUGUGAACUAGUG